Molecule: messenger RNA, 474 nt
Organism: Bipolaris victoriae FI3
Lineage: Eukaryota; Fungi; Ascomycota; Dothideomycetes; Pleosporales; Pleosporaceae
Exons: 2
Coding region: 1-474 (157 amino acids)
Source: RefSeq, a predicted model, not a curated record
AUGAGAGGUGAGGAGUACUAUGGUGGAGCUGUAUUCUGGUCUCCAAGGAAGGUGAAGGAGGCACGUGAUCGCCAGCAGGAACAGGAGCUUCAGGAGGAGCAGCACCGGCUUCAAAAAGCUGAGAGAGCUCAUCUACGUGAGGAGAGAAAGCAGAUCAAGCUUCAGGCUACUCAGGAGAGGCGUGCAGCAAGGGCAGCAGCGCGUAUCCUACGUGGGCAGGAGAGGGCUAGGAAGGCUGAGGAACAGGCGUCAAGGGCAGCAGCUCGUAGGACUCAACAACGCCUUUACUCAGCUCUCAAAACUGCCAAAAAGGGUAAGAAGAAGAGCCUCAAGGCUUCUAUCCAGGCAGCUCCAGGUAGAAGAGCUGCUGCGUGGGCUCAGGGUAGUGAGGAGGCCUCAGGGACUGCAGCGGCUCCUCCAGCUCUAACGUCGCGAGGUGGCCGCGCGAUCAAGACUCCAACACGAUUUCUAUAG